UAUCUUGACAAACACAAUGGGAUUCGCUCGUAUCGGAUCCACUUGAGUAGGCCAACAAAAUUCGGGCAGCAGUCCGGUAGCUCCUCAGUUGCCACUUUAACUUGGAGCCAAGAGGUUCAAGAGACAUGCGCCGCGAACCCGUAAUUCCCCGGGCCACUUUGGCCGUUCUUAUUCUCUGCGCGUGCCUGGCUCCUGCGAAAUGCCUGUACGAAAGUCAAAUCCUUAGCUUCCUCGAUGAAUUAAAGUUGCGCAUGUGCCAUCCUAUUCCCAGCCUGGGCUUGCCGGCAUUAGAUCCUCUCGAGAUUAAACAUGCUGACGGUGCUGUGGAUGGCAAAUAUCUCGUCGACUUUACUGGUUCCAUCGACAACUUCCAAUUGCAUGGCCUUUCCGACUUUGAAGUUCCCGCACUCACCCUGCGACUGCUUCGAACAAGCACCAUCAAUUUCACCUUGCCCCUCACCUAUUUGAACUCCACAUACACGGCCAAGGGAUCGCUGGCCUACAUUCUGAACCUGGCAGGUGAUGGCGAUGCCGAAGCCUCCAUCAAGGACUUUUCAAUUCUGAUCACCUUCAUCGUAAGUAACAUAGCGCCCAUAAGGAUCCGAUCGCUGGAUAUUCAACUGCAUUUGGGAGAUCUCAAGAUCAAUUUUGAGUCGUUGCUGGAGGAGGAGCGUGUCAAUGAUUUUAUCCAUGCCCUGGUGAACGAAAUGGGGGUGGAGCUGCUCAGUGACAUUUGGGACUAUGGGCAGGGCACAGUGGUUGACAAAAUUCAAACGGCUAUUAACAACUUUUUGGGUCAGUUCUCGCUGACGGAUAUCAUUGGUAUAAUAACUGGUGGUGGCAAUGAAGAGGAAAGUACUCCUAUAUUCGAUGGCGUGGAACCGGAUUGCAAGCCAGAAAUUAGCUCAAGGAAAUAAGACUGAAAACUACCUCUUUAGAAUUAUAGUUAUAGUGUAAGAAUCAAAAAUACAGCCUAGAUUAAAGACUAUUAUGGGUGGACACUAUA
This is a messenger RNA of Drosophila ananassae, 1006 nucleotides long. RefSeq lists its product as uncharacterized. The record is from RefSeq and is a predicted model, not a curated record. NCBI's taxonomy places the organism in Eukaryota, Metazoa, Arthropoda, Insecta, Diptera, Drosophilidae. Bases 126 to 917 code for a protein of 263 amino acids. The transcript is spliced from 4 exons.